Molecule: messenger RNA, 814 nt
Organism: Bactrocera tryoni
Lineage: Eukaryota; Metazoa; Arthropoda; Insecta; Diptera; Tephritidae
Gene: Sf3b5
Product: splicing factor 3B subunit 5
Exons: 1
Coding region: 112-369 (85 amino acids)
Biological process (GO): mRNA splicing, via spliceosome
Cellular component (GO): precatalytic spliceosome; U2 snRNP
Source: RefSeq, a predicted model, not a curated record
UGUUUUGCACAUCCCUAGAACAUACACAACAUUUUCUCUGUGCUUUUCAUAAUAAAUUGAUUUCAUUUUUAAUUUAACUACCUAGUUUUAUUGGAAUAUACAUUUUCUAAAAUGGGUGAAAGGUAUAAUAUACACAGCCAAUUAGAGCAUUUGCAGAGCAAGUAUAUCGGUACCGGACAUGCGGAUACAACAAAAUUUGAAUGGCUAACUAAUCAACAUCGCGAUUCCCUUGCUAGUUAUAUGGGACAUUACGAUAUGCUGAAUUAUUUUGCAAUUGCUGAAAAUGAGUCUAAAGCGCGCAUUCGAUUUAAUUUGAUGGAGCGUAUGUUGCAGCCGUGUGGACCGCCACCAGAAAAGGCCGACGAUUAAAAAUUAGUUGCCAAAAAUGGUACUGUAAUGUGUCAACUAGGAAGUUUAAUUUUUUAAAAUAAAGUAAAUAUUGAUUUGUAUAUAAGAGAAAAUCUUUGGUUUAUUUAAUGUAAAAAUAUCUAAUGACCGAAAGAAUAUGUAUAUAAUAUGCAGUGAUACGACGUUCCUUCGGUUUCAAAUUCGAGUAAAUCUAUCAUAGUUCUAGCAAAUUAUGCUUCAAUUGUUUGACAAUUGUAUUAUGUAUGAUAGAAACCAAAACUUUAAAAAAAUUUUUUAGUUAUUUAAGGUCUUCAGUUCCAUUUUCAGAGAUAAUACGUUUGACAUAUUGGUUCUCAGCCCACAUUUCAAAUCUUUUAAGGUAGUAGUCUGGUAACUUAUGCCUAUUUUAAUGACUUCUUUAGAGGGUGGUUUUUUAUAGAAAAAUAAAAAUGAAUUAUCUUGAAUA